This is a messenger RNA of Drosophila grimshawi, 712 nucleotides long. RefSeq names its product 39S ribosomal protein L17, mitochondrial (gene mRpL17). The record is from RefSeq and is a predicted model, not a curated record. Gene Ontology annotation, biological process: translation. Gene Ontology annotation, molecular function: structural constituent of ribosome. NCBI's taxonomy places the organism in Eukaryota, Metazoa, Arthropoda, Insecta, Diptera, Drosophilidae. The coding region runs from base 57 to 650 and encodes 197 amino acids. Gene Ontology annotation, cellular component: mitochondrial large ribosomal subunit; ribosome. The transcript has 2 exons.
CCGCAAUUACGUGGAGUCAAAUUUGUUGUGUUACGAACUAAUAAUUGGGAUUAAAAAUGAAUCAAGCCGAAGUCAGCAAACUAAUAUCACAGCUGCGAAUCACAAUGCGGCCAAACAAACGUCACUUAAAGAAUUCAGAAGGCCCAGAAGGUCGCCUUCUGAAGCUACGCAAAACUGUUACAGCGCUGGUUAAACACGAGCGAAUUGAAUUGUUCUACAAUCGAGCGGACGAGGCGCGUGGUUAUGCAGAAUUGCUAAUAUCAAAUGCAAUACGCUAUGGCGAUCGACACAAGGCGACCAUGGAAUUAGCAGACUAUUGGCUGCUGGAGAAGCAGCUGGUCCACAAAUUGUUCAAGGUGCUGGUGCCGCGCUAUGAGAAUUUCAGCUCAUCUUAUACACGGAUGUUGAAAGCGCCGCGAGACUAUCCCGGCAUCUACUAUAAGAAGUCGGUGUUGGAGUUCCGAGGUAAUCCCUUCCCAGCACUUGUGCCCGAUUAUACUCAGAAUCGUAAUCUAUUACACAAUGUGCUUCUGGAUGAGGCGCGCAAGGAAUUCAGACGGGAGCAACUUGCUAAGAUGGCCAACAAAUUUGCGGCAGAGACGGCAGCACCGCCUGCAUUAGCCACACAAGAAAACGAUGCGGGCAACUAGUUACAGUGUAAUUGUUUGUAUUGUUAAUCAUUGAAAGUAAAUCAUUUUUCUAAGCUAAAUUA